Molecule: messenger RNA, 348 nt
Organism: Microdochium trichocladiopsis
Lineage: Eukaryota; Fungi; Ascomycota; Sordariomycetes; Xylariales; Microdochiaceae
Exons: 2
Coding region: 1-348 (115 amino acids)
Source: RefSeq, a predicted model, not a curated record
AUGGCACCGCCCGAUGCCAACGCCUUCCACGCCUUUCCGCGUCUACCUCUCGAGCUGCGGUGCAAAGGCUGGCAACUUGCCGCUUUCCCACGGAUUCUCACAAUCACCCACCGACCGUGGCAGCGAAGACAGCGGGACCCGAAGGACGACUACUUCUUCUACUACGACUCGGUGCCAGCCGUGCUACAUACCUGUCACGAAUCGCGCAAAUGGGCGCCCUACGUCCGCGCCUUCCGUAACGUCGUGGUCCUCCGCAACGAUGGCUCCGGUGGUAAAGGCGCACGUUACAUAUGGGUCAACUUCGAGCUCGAUACGUACCGCUAUGCGACAUAUGAUCCUUCACUUUAG